AUGUACUCUCAUCAAGGUAGAAGGGCCUCGCGCGCCUGCGUGUCCUGCCACCAGCGGAAGCUACGCUGUGACGCAUCUUUUCGCGGAUGUCCCUGCACAAGAUGUCUACAAGAUGGAAAAGAUACUUGUAUUCUUCGUGAGAAGCUGCCUCGCUUGUCAGUUCCCCGGCCCGAGUUUUCCAUUUCUCGUACCGAGCGUAAUCGUCUCCGGUAUCCCACCAUAGCCCUGGCUGACCUCUGGAGCAGCUCGCGGAAUGUUCAUCAGAAUGUCCUUACAAGCCCACUUACCGCUGAUGACCGCCGGAGUGUGCAGACUGACGAAGACCGCACAAGAGGUGCAUCACCACCCGGCAGCGUCGAGUUCUCCCAAUACUCGUUUCUGGAACUGAACAAUAUCAAAGCACUCGAUAUAGAAGACGUCGCUUAUUUACGAUCAAAAGGAUGCCUCUCCGUUCCCGACCAGCCCGUUCUCGAAAAGUUCGUAAGCCAGUUCUUCCUACACAUUCACCCCGAAACGCCGGUGUUGGACGAAGCUCAGUUCUGGCGUCUAUAUCUGCAAGCUGGCACUGGUGCAACAAGCCCCGAGCAGAAAAUAUCACUCUUUGUCUUCCACGCUAUGUUAUUCAACGCAGUUUCUUAUGUGUCUCUCGAGAGCAUCAAUCGGUGCGGUUUCACCGAUAAAGAGACCGCAAGGGCGUCAUUUUACAAUCGUGCAAAGUUAUUGUUCGAUCUCAGAGCAGAGAACUCACCUCUCAACAAGGCCCAGGGUGCGGUCCUCCUGUCGCAUCAAGUUUCCCCCGACGACCCCCAGACUGGCAGCCUAUGGCUCGUCUACGCAACACAGAACACUGUGAUUCUCGGGCAACAGCCGGUGUCAUUUGCUGGGGACCUUCAGGAUUCGAUGAAGAAGCGGCUAUGGUGGUCUAUCCUUCUUCGCGAUAGGUGUCUCUGCCUUGGACUGCGGCGCCGCACUCAGAUCGCCUCGAAGCAUUUCAACGCAGAGACAAACUACCUUGAGGAGGCCGAUUUUGCGGACGAGAUUUCUCAUUCAAAUGUGUAUGACAAGGCCUCGAAGAAGAUUCUUUUUGAAACGCUGCAGCACCAGUGUCGAUUGGCGGUUCUGGUAACUGAUAUGACAACGUUUAUGUUCACCACGAACGGCGUGUCGUCACCGUCUCUAUCCUUCAAAGCUUUCCAGUCACAUCGAUGCGAAAUAAAAAGGCUACGAAACGAGCUUUUACAGUGGGAGAGGAGAUUCGCGCCGCCGCAGAGGCUGCCUAGUGGCUCAGCUCUACCCCGGUCUGUUACAACCUUCAUCAAGGUGACCUAUAUGUACUACUAUGCGGCGCAAUCCAAUCUAUCUCAUUAUGAAGCACUGAUCGUAGAGAGCCAUUCAGACUUUGCAGGCAAAAACUACAACAGCCAAUUACUCGAAUGCGGCACAUUUCUCAAGGAUGCCGUCGCUAGCCUGACUGAAACCAUGGAGUAUUUCAGCGACUGCCAGAAAGUGGAAAACAUCCCACUAUGCACUCUCGCAUUUGUUGCCACUCCGCUAGUCAAUGCUGCCCUCGACGUCAAGCUCGCUAGGUCGUAUGAGGAGAUGGCUGCCCGUAGGCGACAUGUAGACCUUCUUGCAGAUAUCUAUCGCCGACUCGCACUGAUCUACAAUGUCACCAACUACGUCGCCGUCGGGACAAAUCAGAUCCUGAAGCUUGUUUACAGUUUAUCUCGGGAGCUACUACUCAGGGACGACCAGUCUCACGCGUCGACCGUCCGGUCCGCAAAGGCUCCCGGAAACAAUGUCAAGAUGAAUCUGACCGACCGCAUAACGAACUGGGUCGACGUGUUUGUCUACUACCCCCGAGCUUAUCUCUUGAUCUCUACUUCAGUCGACUACAGUCUCUCCGUUGGCCGCCUCCCCCAUGAUAAUGAUAUUCCUGAAUUUCUUCGCAAUAUACUGCCGGAUACUCCAAAGAUCACGCUGCCAUGGAUGGCGAAAGCAGACCUGAUAAAUCCGACAAACGCGGCUGGGCCAGACUUCUGGUGCCCAUCAUAUUGCGCACCUGCACGGCCACUGUCUGUCAUUCGACCGCAGAAUGACGGAUUGACUCUGCAUAAUUCUAUGGGAGACGGAUCAAUGGUAGGAAUAUGCAAGCCUCCUCUCCAGCUUCAGACCAUGCCUGGAACGUUAUGGCAGGGCGGCGCUGGAUAUGAUAAUAUAUCCAACUAUCAGACCACACCAGUGACCUUCGAACAAGGGCCAAUCAACCUAGAUUUCCUGAACCCGACGCCUUCGACAGCUGUGCCAUUUUUCCAACAAACCGCCAGUCAGGCUAUGGGAUAUGGGCAGUAUGCACAGAUUGGGACUAUCCCAACACCGGUAAUGGGGAGUGAAAUAGGUGGACCUGAUGAUCUCGGCCAAGUAUACUUGAGAGACGACGACAGUAUCACGCCUAACCUGUGGGUACUUGACUACUAUAAUGAGACGGCCAGUAACGGCCCUUCAAUGUUCUAUUCCCUGACGUAUCCUCCACCUCCACACAACCCAAACGAAGAUCAGACCCAGAGAAAUGGCGGCUCGGUUUAA
This is a messenger RNA of Aspergillus puulaauensis, 2586 nucleotides long. RefSeq names its product Zn(II)2Cys6 transcription factor. Lineage: Eukaryota; Fungi; Ascomycota; Eurotiomycetes; Eurotiales; Aspergillaceae. The transcript has 6 exons. The coding region runs from base 1 to 2586 and encodes 861 amino acids. Gene Ontology annotation, molecular function: DNA binding; DNA-binding transcription factor activity, RNA polymerase II-specific; zinc ion binding. The record is from RefSeq and is a predicted model, not a curated record. Gene Ontology annotation, biological process: DNA-templated transcription; regulation of DNA-templated transcription.